Molecule: messenger RNA, 2751 nt
Organism: Malassezia vespertilionis
Lineage: Eukaryota; Fungi; Basidiomycota; Malasseziomycetes; Malasseziales; Malasseziaceae
Gene: PMR1
Product: P-type Ca(2+) transporter
Exons: 1
Coding region: 1-2751 (916 amino acids)
Biological process (GO): manganese ion transport; intracellular calcium ion homeostasis; calcium ion transmembrane transport
Cellular component (GO): endoplasmic reticulum; plasma membrane; Golgi membrane
Molecular function (GO): P-type calcium transporter activity; ATP hydrolysis activity; ATP binding
Source: RefSeq, a predicted model, not a curated record
AUGAGUCAAGCGCAUGCCGAGAGCGACACGCCGUAUGCGGCGCAAGACGCGAACGGCGACGCGCAGAAAUGCACCGUGUACUUCAUGCAAUGUACCGUGCAGCAGACACUGGACGAACUGCGCGUCCCUUCCCUAAAAGAAGGCCUUUCUUCGGCCGCGGUCGAACACGAACGUAAGUCGCUCGGGACAUACAACGAGCUGGCUUCCGGGCCCAAAGCGGGGCUAUGGGACCAAUGGAUGGAGCAGUUUAAAGAACCCAUGAACCUCUUGCUGCUGGGAAGCGCUGCCGUAAGUAUCUUGGUCGGCCAGGUAGACGACGCCAUUACCAUUACCCUCGCGCUCUCGAUCGUGAUCGCGGUGGGCGUCGUGCAAGAGUACCGCUCAGAAAAAAGUCUCGAGGCGCUCUCGCAGCUCGUGCCCCCAAAGUGCCAUGUCUUGCGCAAUGGGUCGUGGUCCGAUAUUUUUGCGCGCGAAUUGGUCCCGGGCGACAUUGUCCAUGUGGGCGCGGGCGAUCGUGUCCCUGCAGACCUGCGCAUUGCCGACGCCCAGAAUUUGGAGAUGGACGAAAGUGCACUCACUGGCGAGGUCCAGCCCGUGCGCAAGUCGACAAAAGAGAUUAAGCGCCAGGAAGGCGAGUCGGACGAUCCUGCCAUCAACGACCGCACCAAUUCCGCCUACAUGGGCACACUUGUUCGCAACGGCUCGGGACUCGGUAUUGUGGUUGCGAUUGGGCCCGCAACAGAGUUUGGUAGCAUUUUCGGCAUGGUCGACCAAGUCACUGAGCGCCAGACGCCGAUGCAGCGCAGCAUGGGCGACUUGGCACGCCGGAUCAGCAUUGCGAGUCUGUGCGUGAUUGGCGUGAUUUUACUGCUUGGCCUAUUUCAGCGGCAGCCGCUGCUCGAGAUGUUUACCAUUGCCGUCUCGCUAGCAGUUGCAGCGAUCCCCGAAGGACUCCCGAUCGUAAUCACCGUCACCCUCGCGCUCGGUGCACUGCGUAUGUCGCACCAAAACGCAAUCAUUAAAAAGCUGCCGAGUGUCGAGACGCUUGGGUGCGUUUCUGUGAUCUGUUCCGACAAGACCGGCACCUUGACAGCCAACGAAAUGCGAGUCGUGCAGUGCUUCACCCUGCACGACGGCAUCGUCGAUGUCCCCAAAGAGACAUCGGACCAAGCCAUCUCGCCCUCACUCCGUCACUGCCUCGAGAUCGGGAAUGUGUGCAACAAUACGCAGACAAACGACCACGACGAGCUCGUCGGGCAGCCUACUGAAACGGCCAUGAUUGCCGUGCUGCCAAAAUUUAAGCUGCAGGAUGCGCGGGACAGGUUUGUGCGCACGCACGAGAUCCCUUUUCGCUCGGACGUCAAAAUGAUGAGCGUCACAGGCUACUAUAAAAAAGAUGGCGCGAAUUCCGCAUGUACCUACGUCAAGGGCGCGCCGGAUUUCGUGCUGCAACAAUGCAAUGCGUACCAGACAAGCGACGGCAAGUCUGCGAGCAUGACCGACGCCGUGCGCAAGAAAAUCAACGACACACUUUCUGACAUUGCAAAGAACGGCCUGCGCGUGCUGGCCAUGGCGACUGCUGCGCAGAAAGUGACCGACUUGACACAUGCAAAAUACACCUUCUGCGGGUUCGAAGCAAUGCGCGAUCCACCGCGCGAAGGCGUGGAAGAUGCGAUCAAAGUGCUCCACAGCGGCCGCAUAAAGGUAUGUAUGGUAACCGGCGACGCGGAAGUCACAGCCGUCGCAAUCGCCAAGGAGCUGGGCAUUCUAGAGACGGACGAUAGCAAAGCGGUGCUCACCGGCGCGAAGCUCGAAUCGAUGACCGAUCGCCAGCUGCAGGAGCGCGUGCGCUCUGUCUCUGUAUUUGCACGCACCGCCCCGGAACACAAGCUGCGGAUCGUCGCGGCUUGGCAGGCCAACGACGCUGUGGUCGGCAUGACGGGCGACGGUGUCAACGAUGCACCGGCACUCAAGCUUGCCGAUGUGGGUAUUGCGAUGGGCCAAGGGGGCACGGACGUUACUAAAGAGGCCGCCGAUAUGAUUCUUGUGGACGAUAACUUUGCCACGAUUUUAUCGGCGGUGCGCGAAGGAAAGAGCAUCUUUUACAAUAUCCAAAACUUUGUCUCGUUCCAGCUGAGCACCUCGGCGGCGGCGCUCUUUCUGAUUGCAUUCAGCACCUUGAUUGGCUUGCGCUUUCCAUUGAACGCGAUGCAGAUCCUGUUUAUCAAUAUCCUUAUGGACGGGCCACCGAGCCAAAGUCUCGGCGUGGAUCCCCCUACAGAAAAGGUGAUGACGAAGCCACCGCGGCCCAUAGAUGCGCCUGUGCUCACCCGCGAACUUGCAAUCCGCUCAUGUUUCUCCGCGGCGGUCAUCAUUGGGUUUACCUUCUUUGUAUUUAUUUACGAGCGCUCGAUUGGAGGUAUGGAUGCGCGCACAUCGACCAUGACAUUUACCUGCUUCGUCCUGCUUGAUCUUGUGUCUGUGUUCCAGAAUCGCGGGCUCUUUAUGGGCUUGUUUGCAAACCACAUGUUGCUCUGGACCGUGAGCGGCAGCUUCAGUGCACUGUUGCUCAUUGUCUACUUCCCCCCGCUGCAAGCAAUUUUCCUCACCGAAGCACUUGCUCUUCGCGACCUUUCUUUCCUCUUCGUCCUUGCAGGCUGUGCAUUUGCGCUGCAAGAGGUGCGGCGGGAAUAUGGGCGGCACCUCGCUUCGCGGACGGAUCAACAUAGCGGCUACAAUAGUUUGGUCUGA